Molecule: messenger RNA, 342 nt
Organism: Aphanomyces astaci
Lineage: Eukaryota; Oomycota; Saprolegniomycetes; Saprolegniales; Verrucalvaceae
Exons: 2
Coding region: 1-342 (113 amino acids)
Biological process (GO): regulation of DNA-templated transcription
Molecular function (GO): sequence-specific DNA binding; DNA-binding transcription factor activity
Source: RefSeq, a predicted model, not a curated record
AUGAGCGACAUGAACGAAGAUGUCGUCGACAACGAAGACGAGCCUUUGGGGGCAGCUGUCCCUGACAUCCCCGUAGGCAUACUCCCCGACUUGAACCACAUGGAAGGCACAUAUUUGGAAAGACUGUACGCGAUGUUGGACCAGUGCUCGCCUGCAAUAGCGUCAUGGACCCCCAACGGCACAGCAUUUGUUGUGUACGACGUCGAAGCUCUGGAAGCCACGGUCCUGCCUCAAUUCUUCAAGCCCAUCAAGUUUGCAUCGUUUGUGCAGGCACCGCAACUCGGAAAGCGCACGAGGCGCAUGCUGUUCAACGCCGCCAGCGCCCCCGAAGACCCGACCUAA